Molecule: messenger RNA, 1176 nt
Organism: Akanthomyces muscarius
Lineage: Eukaryota; Fungi; Ascomycota; Sordariomycetes; Hypocreales; Cordycipitaceae
Exons: 3
Coding region: 1-1176 (391 amino acids)
Molecular function (GO): metallopeptidase activity
Source: RefSeq, a predicted model, not a curated record
AUGAAGGUUCAAUCUUUGUUACAGGCCGUGUUGUCACACGCUGCCUUGGUCCUGGCAGGAAGUCGUGCCUGGGAAGCAUCCAUCGCAGUCAAUAGAGCCAAUGCAAGCCAUGCCCUGUUCUCGCGGGACAGCACGCUGUCCAACAGCUACGGCAACGGCUCUGUCUCUUCAGGCCACACCGGAUACAUUGGCAAGCGCUGGAUUGGCAACCCAAACUCCCCGACUCAUGAUUUCCCAUACAAGCUGUGGGAAAAUGGCAACAUCGACGUCUGCUUCGAGGACAAGUCGCACACCCACAAAGGCACGUCAAAGACGACCGAGGCGAUUCUCAAAGACGACCUCACUGCAGCCCGAGAGCUCUGGCGCAAUGUCGGCCUCGACAACAAGGACAACCAUUUCGCCUUUGAGUUCAGGGACCGGGCGUGGUGCGACUCCCACCGCCGCAACGACUACCUCGAAAUCGCCUAUGCUGGCGAGGGCGUACGGAAAAUGGCAACAUCGCCUGGCCAGGUGAUUAAGACGAGCGACACGCCAACCGACGGCGAGGCUGGAUCGACCAGCAUUUUGUCGGAUCUGACCACGAUGGGCAUGAAAAACGUUGUCUCCAACUAUGCGCAUGAGAUGGGGCACGCCUGGGGUCUUUUCCACGAGCAUCAGAACCCAAUGUUCUGGUCCGGCGACUACUCGUCGUUCGAGCGCGACAAGUCCUUUUUCGGCAAAGACAACUGGAACUGCAAAAACCUGCUCGACUACGAAGCCGCGGUGGCGCGAGUCGACGCCAACGACAAAUUGCAAGACUAUGAGAAGCCUAAGCACAAGGAAUGGCUCUGCACUAAAAGGUCAAUUGCCUUGACGUACGACUUUAGUGGUCACGACUACCUCCCUAUUGAACACGCCAAGUGGGAGCAGGGUCGCAAAGAGCCUGAUUAUGAUUCCAUCAUGAUUUAUCCUAGCGAUUGCGGCGCAAAGCCAGGUACCAAGAUCUUGCUGCAAAAGCCAAGCGGCAAAGAUAUUGAUCCCGUCUACAAGCCCACAAAGAAUGAUGUCAAGGGACUCAAGACGCUCUACAGCAUGCCCACGUCCAAGACCAAGAAGUUUCUGGGAGCGAUUGGGAGUGCGGUAAAGGACACGUUUGACAAGGACAGGAAGAAGGAUUCCGACUCGACGUGCAAAUAG